GAGUAAGGCAGUGCGUGGAGUCGCGUCCCUUGAACCCUACAUCCUUCACCGCGUUUCCGCCUCUUGCUCUUGCGCUCGCCGUUUGCUUCUCGGACCGCUCUCCGAUCCCCCAUUCUCCUCGUCUUCUGAUCUAUCUUCAUGGAGAUCUGGGGUAUGGAAAUCAAACCGGAAGAAACUGUCAAGGACAAUCCUGGAGAGGAACAAAUAUGUGCAUCUUUCUCAGAUGCUUGCUAUUGUGGAGUUGAAUAAGGCUGAUAAGCAGAAGGCAAAUAGGGAUGUUGAUGAGGAUGACAACGACGAAGAUGACAACGACGAAGACGGAGGAGGAUGAAUCUGAUGAUGACAGGAUAUCGUGGAAGAUGACGACAAAAAUGAAAGCUCAGAUGAAGAAGAUGAAGCUAUCGGCUGGACCUUCUAACGAAGGAACAGUUGACCAAUAUUAAAAUCACAGGCGAUGCUUGUAAGAGAGAGGGCCAUUCUGCGACACCCCGUCCUGCAAAACAAGGUGACAAUGGCAAGGAAUAACUUGUUCUCAUCAUCAUAUCUAUCCACUCGGCACCCCCUUCAGCUCUAAACCUGGAAUCCUCAUGGCCCAUUUCUUUCGGUCAAAAGGUUCUUUACUGCUACAUACUUUACUAUACACAAGAUUGGCAUCUCGAGACACCCAAGAAACGAAAAGGAUCUGCCUGCUGCGUUUCGACGCUAACUCUGUCUUCGAAGAAGGAAUCGGUGGUCUACCAUGCGGGACUUCAAAUACGAUUCUUCCCUGCCAUGUUUGUUGUGCAGGAGAUGGAUAACAACAUGAACAGGGAAGUAGCAGAGCCUGUUGGCUUCUCCCAAAGACUCCUCAACUUCCUCGUCAAGAAAUCCAACCGUCAAGGUCAGCCAAACCUCGCCGGUAAUACCCAGCAAGGAGACAGCAGCCGUUUCAAAGGCCAACCCUCCAUGUCUCAGCAUGUGGAGACUCGCGUCCCAGUUACUAUCUACAAAGAUGGCAAGCUCGGUUUCACUCCUCGGGUGGAAGUGCCGGUGGAGUACCAGGAACCCAGUGGAUCCGCGAAGCUCCGGGAAUCGAGAUCAGCCAAGACGGAAGCAGACGUAGCAGUUGAGGCAGUAGCCGACGAAGCAACCCCACCACCACCGCCCAAGAAGGUUGCCAAGAAGUCCGUCACGAUCAAGGUUGAUAUUGAAGACAGAGAUGGCAUCAAGAAGAAACCAUCCAUGUCGGCGAGGAGCGCCGCAGAAGAGAAGAAGUGGCUCAGGAUGUGGAGCUGAAGAAGAAAGAGAAACCAUGGAGUCCGCCAUGCGAGGAAGGCAGACGACAAGUCAAAUGUACUCGUGAAGCAGCAGAAAUCCUUUGCCAAGCAUGUUGUACUCUUUCGUGGAGUCCGUGAAUGUAAUAAGUGUGUUCUUGGGUUGCUCGGUUUCUUCGUCGUCGUCUUCUCCGAUACGUGUCGGUUAUUUGCUUGUGGGCGUGACCGUGAUUAACUCCGAGAUCAGGAAUAAACCAUGAACCCGGUUUAUUCCUGAUCGAACCGGCAUCCGGUUCGGAAUUGGAUCGGGUGGGCUCCGCACCUUAUAAAUGCUCGGUCUCGGACGCGACGAGGGUUUCCGUGGCCGACUCGUAAUUCCUCGUUCUCCUCCCCUCUUUUGCCAUCGCCGCCGAUCUUUCCUUCUCCGCCGACCGGCUUCCCUUCUUGUCUUUCUUAUCGCUUCCGAUCUCCACUUCUGCUACGCUGAGACCGUCGCCAUGGUGAGAAAGGCGGCCACCGAUGACCACCGAUCCUCCGCUUCGGCGGUCUCUUCUUCGAGGCCGGGUAAGUCCAAGGAAUCCGCCGCCGUCCCCAAGAAGGAGAAGAUCUCCGUCUCCGCCAUGCUUGCGUCCAUGGACAAGCCCAAACCCUCCUCCUCCGCCGCAUCCAAGAAGUCCAAGCCCAAACCCAAGCCUUCCUCCUACAUCGAUGGCAUCGAUCUGCCCCCCUCCGACGAUGAGGAGGAGGAGAUGGCCGAGGACGAGGUCGCCAAACGUAAAGCUCGAUCCGCUGUUACCGACCUCGCUGCCGCCACCUUCUCGGACAAGGAGCUCAAGAAGCGGGAGAAGAAGGACCUUCUUGUUGCGCAAGCGGCCGAGCUGGCGCGGCAGGAGGUCCUCAAGGACGACCAUGACGCCUUCACGGUGGUUCUUGGGGCCCGUGCCUCCGCCCUCGAUCCUGAUGGGCAGGACGCGGCGGCCGAUGCUAACGUUCGGGAUAUUACCAUCGAGAACUUCUCGGUUUCGGCUCGCGGUAAGGAACUGCUGAAGAACGCCUCUGUUAAAAUCUCCCACGGGAAAAGAUACGGCCUCGUCGGACCCAACGGGAUGGGGAAGUCCACUCUUUUAAAGCUUCUUGCUUGGAGGAAGAUACCCGUCCCACGGAAUAUUGAUGUGCUCCUCGUCGAGCAGGAGGUGGUUGGCGAUGACCGAACCGCCCUUGAGGCGGUCGUGUCCGCUAACGAGGAGCUCGUGAGGCUUCGCAAGGAGGUUGCCGCCCUGUCUGAGAAGCCCGAAGGGGGAAAUAAUGAUGACGACGAUGAUAGCGGAGAAAAGCUCGCCGAAUUGUACGACAGGUUGCAGAUUUUGGGCUCCGACGCUGCAGAGGCCCAGGCGUCGAAGAUCUUGGCUGGAUUGGGGUUCACCAAGGAGAUGCAGCGCCGGCCGACCAAGUCCUUCAGCGGAGGGUGGAGGAUGAGGAUAUCUUUGGCCAGAGCUCUUUUUGUGCAGCCGACCUUGUUACUUCUUGAUGAGCCUACUAACCAUCUUGAUCUCAGAGCAGUGCUUUGGCUUGAGGAGUACCUUUGCCGCUGGAAGAAGACGCUGGUCGUGGUGUCCCAUGACCGUGACUUUCUUAACACAGUUUGCAGUGAGAUCAUUCAUCUCCAUGAGCUGAAGCUCAAUGUCUACCGUGGGAACUUUGAUGAUUUCGAGAGUGGCUACGAGCAGAAACGCAAAGAAACAAACAAGAAGUAUGAGGUUUAUGAGAAGCAGAUGAAAGCUGCAAAGAAGACAGGCAGCAAGGCUAGGCAGGACAAGGUUGAUGAGCGGGCCAAGUUCGCUGCUGCCAAGGCGGCAAAGAGCAAAGCAAAGGGUAAGGUGGAAGAUGAUGAUGCACCCCCACCCGAGGUUCCCAAGCGGUGGAGAGAUUACAGUGUGGAGUUCCACUUCCCAGAGCCUACUGAGCUCACGCCACCACUUUUGCAGCUUAUUGAGGUCAGCUUCAGCUAUCCUAACAGGGAGGAUUUCAGGCUUUCUGAUGUUGAUGUGGGCAUUGAUAUGGGGACAAGGGUUGCCAUUGUGGGGCCUAAUGGUGCUGGAAAAUCUACUCUGCUCAAUUUGCUGGCAGGGGACUUGGUGCCCACUGAAGGAGAGGUGCGCAGGAGCCAAAAGCUGCGGAUUGGGAGGUAUUCCCAGCAUUUUGUUGACCUAUUGACAAUGGAUGAGAACGCAGUCCAGUAUCUCCUCCGUCUUCAUCCAGAGCAAGAAGGAUUUAGCAAGCAAGAGGCAGUGCGUGCUAAACUUGGGAAGUUUGGCCUCCCCAGCCACAAUCACCUCACACCUAUUGCCAAACUAUCGGGAGGCCAGAAGGCCCGAGUUGUUUUCACUUCUAUAUCAAUGUCUAAGCCUCAUAUUCUUCUGCUGGAUGAGCCCACAAAUCAUCUAGACAUGCAGAGUAUCGAUGCGUUGGCAGAUGCACUGCAGGAGUUCACUGGUGGUGUUGUUUUGGUGAGCCAUGAUGCUCGUUUAAUAUCACGUGUUUGCGAGGAUGAAGAGAACAGUGAGAUAUGGGUUGUGGAAGAAGGUACUGUAAGAAAAUUCCCUGGUAGUUUCGAGGAGUACAAGGAAGAUCUUCUGAAAGAAAUAAAAGCGGAGGUCGACGAGUAAAGGUAUACAUAGCUGAUUGGUGCUGCUCUGAAGUGAGUUAUCUACAAUUGGUUCCAUAUACGAUAGCCUAUUUCCAGCUUCAAACAUUUUAAAAUAAUAUCCUUUUGACAAUUUUGGCAGCAUUUCUCUUUGUUGUGUGAUAGUCAUUUAAACAGGUAAAAUUCUAAAAACAUAUGUACUACAUGGUUCCCAAGUCUGACUUUUUUGCUGUAGUACAUUGAGUGUUGUCUCUGUGGACAUGUUGCAGUUGUCCUUUAUUUGUGGAGUUUUAUCUUAUAUGCAAUUGAAGGCUAAGAAUAUAUAUGUCAGCUUGUUUGGUAAUCA
Molecule: messenger RNA, 4243 nt
Organism: Musa acuminata AAA Group (dessert banana)
Lineage: Eukaryota; Viridiplantae; Streptophyta; Magnoliopsida; Zingiberales; Musaceae
Exons: 6
Coding region: 772-1275 (167 amino acids)
Source: RefSeq, a predicted model, not a curated record